GUUUUCAAAUUAAAAUUUAAUAUACAUGGAGGAAGUGUGGCAUCGUUGUCUUCUGGGAUCGCACCUUUCCCGACGAGCAUUAAGUCGAAAUUAAAUCUUCUACCCAUCGAGGACAGGUACUUUUAUGCAUUUGGCUUCCGUUGUUGGGUGUGUGAGUGGAAUCUGAGAAGAAGCGAUGUCCCGGCGAUCGUACAAGACGGAGUUGGGUUGCAUAGCAUGCGACGAACUGGGCGAGCUGGGAGCGGGGAAGCCCCACUGGCUGGUGGAGACCCCUCAGCUCCUCUGCGCCAUCGACACGCACUCUCUCCUCCUCGCCAACCGCUCCACCAUCCUCCUCCUCUCCUGGUCCUCCGACUCCACCGCCGCUGCACCGCCGCCCCUCAAGAUCCGACCCGACCUCUCCCCCAUCGAUGCCGAGUCCAUCUCCGCCCUCGAGUGGCUCGCCUUCCGCGACCACCGCGUCAUCGUCGCCGGCACCUCCUCCGGCUACCUCCUCCUCUACUCCCUCCAAGGGGAACUGAUUCACCGCCAGAUGAUUUAUCCUGAACGAGUUUUAAAGUUAAGAGUUCGUGGAACAAAGAAAGAUUUGAUUCAAGAUACCUCCUCAGAAGAGUUUUGUCUCAUUAUGUCAGGUGUAAUUGCCCGUUUUGAUGGCUCUGAUAUUCAGAAUAUGCUGCAAAAAUGGUUUGAAGAAGCAAACUCUCGAUUUUCAGAUCAAAACCCAAAGAGCCAAGAUUCAGAGGAUUUUGAAAAUACUGAUGUAAAAAUACCUUACCAGUUAUGGAAUAUUGGCAAGUAUGGUACUUGUGCUGAUGCAGCAAUUACUGGCAUAAUGCCCCCUCCACUUAUGGAACAACAACAGUCAAAUCAACGAUAUUAUUGUGCAGUGGCUGUUGGAGAGGAUGCCGUGAUUUCAGCAUACAGACUUUCUGAGAACAAAGGCAGGUCUUUAGUGGGAGCUAUCUUGUCUAAAGUUGUACCUGCAACAUUUUCCACUAUAAGUUCUUUUUCUAAGUUGAUAUGGCGGAAUGAACGGUCGUCUCCAAAGAAGUCAGAUCUGAAGCCUCGGCCAUUUGCUCGAGCUUCACCUCUGACAUGUUUAAAGGAUCACCCUAGGAAAGGUGAGAAGCUUACCUUAUCACCAAGUGGUACAUUGGCAGCUAUAACAGAUUCACUUGGUCGCAUAUUGCUGCUUGAUACUCAAGCACUUGUGGUGGUGCGCUUAUGGAAGGGAUAUAGGGAUGCCAGCUGUCUAUUCAUGGAGAUGUUGGUGAACAAAGAUAUAGCAUCAUCAAGCUCUUCUUAUUCUGAACCAUUGAAGAGUGAUUAUUGCUUGUGUUUGGCUAUUCAUGCACCUAGGAAAGGAAUUAUUGAGAUCUGGCAAAUGAGAACCGGACAACGUCUUAGAACGAUUUCGUGCACAAAAGGUAGUAAAAUGUUACAACCCAGCUACAGGUUUGGAGCAUCAGUGUCCUCUCCUUAUGUCCCUCUGGAAGUUUUCUUGUUAAAUGGGGACUCAGGUCAGAUAUCAGUCUUAAAUAGAACCUUGGAUUCUUGAUAGCUUUUGUCGUUAAUUUUUUUAUUCUUUCUAUUUGCUAAAUCAAAAACAAUAUUUGUAAAAAGAAAAAGACAGCAUGAUGUUAUUAAGCCCGUUAUAUGCGAGAUCAUAGAAUGGUGGAUCCACUUGCAUUUCAAUUCAGUAAUGGUGAUUAUUGUC
This is a messenger RNA of Glycine soja, 1717 nucleotides long. Its product is annotated as rab3 GTPase-activating protein non-catalytic subunit-like. The record is from RefSeq and is a predicted model, not a curated record. Lineage: Eukaryota; Viridiplantae; Streptophyta; Magnoliopsida; Fabales; Fabaceae. The transcript is spliced from 8 exons. Gene Ontology annotation, molecular function: protein binding. Gene Ontology annotation, biological process: regulation of GTPase activity. Bases 176 to 1558 code for a protein of 460 amino acids.